Messenger RNA from Camelina sativa (false flax), 595 nucleotides. RefSeq names its product PMP3 family protein At2g24040. Gene Ontology annotation, cellular component: membrane. The record is from RefSeq and is a predicted model, not a curated record. NCBI's taxonomy places the organism in Eukaryota, Viridiplantae, Streptophyta, Magnoliopsida, Brassicales, Brassicaceae.
UAAAAAAAACCUAUAUUUGUGGUCUUUGUUUCGUGAAGCUUCUCUCUUCUUCUUCUUCUUCUUCUACAAGUCAUCAAAAAAUCUGAUCUCAUCUCUUGUGAAUUAAUAAUGGCGAGUAGUUGCGAGCUGUGCUGCGAGAUCAUCAUCGCUAUCCUUCUUCCUCCUGUUGGAGUUUGUCUCAGGCAUGGCUGCUGCACUGUUGAGUUCUUCAUUUGUUUGGUGCUCACUUGCUUAGGGUAUCUACCGGGAAUAAUAUACGCGAUUUACGCGAUUUUGUUCUUGCACCGGGAUGAGUAUUUUGAUGAAUACAGACGCCCAAUCUACUAUGUUGCUUGACCUUUGUGAUUCUGAUUCAUUCAUGAAAGCUUCAUUUUAGUAAUAAUUGAUGAUCUAUGGAGACAUCGUUGUUGUGAGAAAGUGUGUGAACCAGCCUUUUAAAAUCUAUUGCUUUAAGGUAACGGUCUUCUAAGUGUACGAUCAUUUUCUCUAAUCUCUUUGUGUUUUUCAGCAAAAGUUCCAUGAAUGAAGCCACGUGCUUUGACUCUACAUCCCAACGGGAUUUCUUCCGAAAUAUAUGUAUUGACUGUUGCAAGCA